Molecule: messenger RNA, 2062 nt
Organism: Eleginops maclovinus (Patagonian blennie)
Lineage: Eukaryota; Metazoa; Chordata; Actinopteri; Perciformes; Eleginopidae
Gene: rbm12ba
Product: RNA binding motif protein 12Ba
Exons: 2
Coding region: 209-1924 (571 amino acids)
Cellular component (GO): ribonucleoprotein complex
Molecular function (GO): RNA binding
Source: RefSeq, a predicted model, not a curated record
AAGUCAAAAAAGGAGAAAACCAAAAACAGGUUGUUGACCGCAUUCCUUAGCAGCGGGGGCGGUCAGAUUGAUACACAAAGAGGGGACGAAAUGUUUCAGCAAGUAGUCAAGGCUAACUUGAAACAGGGCAGCAGCAACGCUCGCAAAUAAACGAUUACUUUCUGUCCAUUGGACGCAGCUGUGACACCAUCUAACCUGGUGGGACAAAAUGAUAAUCCUGCGCUUGCAAGGCCUUGAUGAGAAGGCAGGCUCUAAAGAUGUACGGAGAUUCUUCCAACGCCUUGACAUACCUGACGGUGGAGUGUUCAUCGUGGGAGGAAAUCUGCAAGAAGCAUUUAUUGCAUUUACUUUAGAAAAACAUGCACAGCUUGCUUUGCAGUACACCGGAAAGCUCCUAAAAGGAUCUAACGUUAGUCUUUACCUCAGCAGCAUGGCAGAGCUGGAGAAAACACUUAAAUAUUUGCUGAAAAGGAGGAAACUCCCCCCCCCACAUCCUACUGUGAAGAAACCAUGGCCAUUUGCAGAUGCUAAGGUGCUGCCUUCAAAUGCUAGCCCUCUUGAUCCCAACACUGGAAUUCUGCCAGAGCCUCUUCAUCCAAAUACUUCAAAUCUACAACCUUCAAAUGCAGCAUCACCACACAUCAAUGCUGCCUUCCUUCUUGGGAUGUAUAGUGUCAUUCAAAGUCUCCAGUCAUCUGGUCAAGGUGAAAACCAUGAGGCAGAGAAAACUGUUGACUUUCCAAAAACCAACAGCACAGGCGUGUUUGAUGAAAUGAUGUCGCCAACAGUAACUCAGGAAACAGGGCCAGGCUACGUCAGGCUCUUUGGUCUGCCAGCCUCCACUAAAAAACAGGAAAUCUGCCAGUUUUUUAAAGGGUUGACAGUUCAGGAAGCCAUUGUGAAUGUUGAGUUGGGACGUAGCCAUGCGUGCCUUGUGAAGUUCGCAAACUCACAGGAUGCGUUUGAUGCUCUUGACUUCAACCAGCAGUCACUGGGCCCCAUCUGUGUGGAGGUGCGUGCAGGAACUGAGAAGAUGUGGACCAGUGCACUGCUCGAAUGUGAAAGUGCUGUUAAUGUUGGGGAGAGAGUGAAAACCAAGCAAAACCCUCUGACGGAAAUGGCACAUCACAAACAAAAAAACACGUCUGCGCUGCAGCUCAAGAGGCAGUUUAUCAACCAGUUGCCAUCAAAAUUGGCAAAAAAGCCAAGAGCUGAUUGUGACUCGAUCACUACCAUAUCGCCAGCUGUGGAGUACACCAUCAUGGUCAACAAUCUACCCAGAGGGAUGACCAAGACUGAAAUAAAAGAAUUGUUUAGAUGUCCAAACAUUGCACACAAAGAUAUAUUACAUCUGCUUGACAAGGAAGGCAACAGAUUAGCCACAGUCUUUCUUACAUUUGCAUGCGGUGAGGAUUAUGAGUAUGCAAUGAAUCUCAAUGGGUGCCAUGUGGGCAUGGGUACCAUUGAGGUCUCAUCAAUCACUAAGAUGACGAUGAGGGAGAUGAUGGCCAAAACCCUACUCGGAAGUCCCGAACUUUGUCCAAAUACUGGAAAGAGGAUUCAGAAUAAAAAUAGGAAAUGGAAUCCACUUGUGCCUAGCAAUAACUCUGACCCAGCAGCUCAGACCUGCCUAUUUGUCAGAAACCUGCCCGCAAAUGUAAAAGAAAGUCAAAUACAAAGACUUUUCAGCACAUUCAGACUUAAAAAGGAUAAUAUCCUCUUACUGUGUAACAACAGUGGGGAGGGUAUUAGUGAGGCUCUGGUUAAGUUUAAAUCUCAAAAACUUGCUACACUGGCACAAAGGCUCCAUGGCCAGGACUUCCAAGGGACAAAACUACUUCUCACUCGUAUUACCAUGAAGCAAAUGGAGGACAUUUUGGCAAAAAAUGUUUCAGGCAGCCAAAAUGUGGACAUUGUGGCUUAAAGGCCCUUACCUUUUUUUUCCUGACAAGUUUGUGUUUCAUGAUCUUUUGUUGAGUGGUUCUUACUUUAAACAUGUUUAACAAUGUCAUUAACUCUGAACAUUCCAUACAUUCUAAAAUAAAUGCUUUUUUACUGUUCA